AUGUUGUCCUCAAAGAAGAAGAAUAGAAAAAAGACGAGGAAGAAGAAACCAUCACCGUUGCUCCUCCCACCGACCACGCAAUCAACCCAGAUUCCGGAUCUUCCGGAUGAUUUGCUACUGAGUUGCUUCGCACGCGUCUCGAGAUUGCAUUACCCGACUCUCUCCCUCGUCUCCAAGAGAUUUCGAUCUCUCCUUGCUUCACCGGAGCUUUACAAGACCCGAUCACUCUUAGGUCACACAGAGAGUUGUCUCUAUGUGUACUUACGAUUCUAUUCUGACCCUAACAACCUUUGCUGGUUUACUCUCUGCCGGAGACCUAAUCGAAACCUAACCAAGACCAAGAAGAAGCAAAGUAGCCAUCUUUUGGUUCCAAUCACAUCUCCCCAUUCUACUCCUCCCUUCUCAAGUUACACAGCUGUUGGUUCAGACAUCUACGAAAUCGGCGGACACAUCAGUGGCAUGGCUUCCUCUACCGUCUCGGUCUUUGAUUGCAGGUCUCACACUUGGCACCAAGCUCCAAGCAUGCAGGUGAGAAGGAUCAACCCGGACGUCAAGGCCAUCGAUGGAAAGAUAUAUGUUAAAGGAAACAUUGACUACCCCAAUUCUGACUUGGUAGAGGUUUUCGAUCCAAAAACCCAAACUUGGACUUACGAAACUAAAGAAUGGAAAUCACUGGAUGAUUAUGGUGGAAAGAUGGCAGUUUUAUGGGACAGGCUUGAUCAUUCUAGCAAAUGUAAGGAAAGAAAUGUUUGGUGCGCGGUGAUCGCGCUUGAAAGGCUUAGUAGUGAUGAGAUUUGGGGGACACUCGAAUGGUCUGAAGUUGUGCUUAAAGUCCCCAAGUCUAUUCAAUUUGUGGAUGUCCUUUCUGCUACUGUUUGA
Messenger RNA from Microthlaspi erraticum, 879 nucleotides. The record is from the annotation of a GenBank genome assembly. NCBI's taxonomy places the organism in Eukaryota, Viridiplantae, Streptophyta, Magnoliopsida, Brassicales, Brassicaceae.